AUGACAGAGAUACGAAGCCAACAAGACACACUGACCGGCGGAACGGGUACAGAAUUUAUUUCUCAAUCCGUGACUGAGAAUGAACUGGCAGCCACUGAACCACAGUCGAAGAUCACUCGACCUUAUGUGAAACUCGCCUGUGCUGGAUUCUCCUUCUUCUACGCAGGCACAAAUGAUGGCACUAUCGGACCCUUGCUCCCGUACAUACUUCGGAGAUACAAUGUCAGCACUGGUCUCGUCACAGUCAUAUACGGAGCCACAUUUACUGGUUGGGUGAUCUCCGCCCUCACGAACACCCAUUUAACAACGACACUACGUCUCAGCCUCGGGACAACACUGACGCUAGGUGCAAUACUCCAACUGGCCUCACAACUCCUGAGGUUCUGGAAUCCACCAUUCCCGCUCUUCGCCGUGACGUUCCUGUUGACGGCCCUGGGACAGGCAUAUCAAGACAGCUUCUCCAACACCUUUGUCGCGAGCCUCCCCGUCGCGCAUCGCUGGCUCGGCUUCAUCCAUGCCAUGUACAUGCUCGGCUGCCUCACCGGCCCGUUCAUCGCCACGCCUGUGGCUUCCAACACCAAGUGGUACCUCACAUAUGCCGUCGAAGCGGGUCUUGGGGCGGUCAAUCUGGCUUUUGUACUGUUCGCGUUUGGUGCAGAUAUGCUGAAAGCUCGCAAAACCCACCACACCGCACACAGGGAGGAGAUUGGCACAGAACUGGGACAGACGAUCGCUCCACAGUCUACUCCAUCGAACGCAACAACGGGAAAUAAUCCCAGCAACGACACCACGCGAGCUCGAAACAGACAGGCCUUCCAGGAGAUCAAACAAGUCCUCCGCCUCCGCUCCGUCUGGCUCCUGAGCAUGUUCUACUUCUUCUACCUGGGCGCCGUCAUCACGGUGUCAGGCUGGGUGGUGGAGUAUCUCGUACAAGAGCGGUCCGGCUCGCUGUCCUCGAUCGGCUAUGUCCCGGCUGCACUGAGCGGCGGCGGGUUUCUCGGGCGGCUGUUGCUCGCGGAGCCGACGCACCGCUUUGGCGAGCGCCGCAUGAUCCUCCUGUACACCGUCGUCUGUCUGGCGCUGCAGAUCAUGUUCUGGCUCAUCCCGAACCUGGUCGCCGGCGUCGUCGUCUACACUGCGCUGGGCUUCUUCUCGGGCCCCUUUUUCGCGACGGGAAUCUCCGUCGCCUCCAAGCUUUGUCCCAAAUCCAUCCAGUCUACCGCACUUGGCUUCAUCUUCGUCCUUGCACAAGCAGGCGGCUCGUUAUUUCCAACCGUGACGGGGGUGAUCGCCGCCAAUGCGGGUGUCAAAGUCCUUCAACCGAUUCUGGUCGGCUUGUUCGUGGCGACGGGCGUUAGUUGGUGGUUGGUGCCACGGACAGAGAAGGUCAGGGAGGUCUAG
Molecule: messenger RNA, 1401 nt
Organism: Exophiala bonariae
Lineage: Eukaryota; Fungi; Ascomycota; Eurotiomycetes; Chaetothyriales; Herpotrichiellaceae
Exons: 4
Coding region: 1-1401 (466 amino acids)
Biological process (GO): transmembrane transport
Cellular component (GO): membrane
Molecular function (GO): transmembrane transporter activity
Source: RefSeq, a predicted model, not a curated record